Molecule: messenger RNA, 11315 nt
Organism: Homarus americanus (American lobster)
Lineage: Eukaryota; Metazoa; Arthropoda; Malacostraca; Decapoda; Nephropidae
Product: protein transport protein Sec16A-like
Exons: 21
Coding region: 147-9032 (2961 amino acids)
Biological process (GO): COPII vesicle coat assembly; autophagy; Golgi organization
Cellular component (GO): endoplasmic reticulum exit site; ER to Golgi transport vesicle membrane
Source: RefSeq, a predicted model, not a curated record
GUUACCUUUUCGAACAAGUGAUCCUAGUGAGUUAGUACACGUAAAGCUCAGUUAUGGCUGUCCGGUCAUCCUUAUGUUGAGUGAGUUCCAAUAUCUCGGUAAAGGACUAUAUAUCCUCUCUUCUUAUCCUUGAGGUGAUUGGAGAAAUGUUUCGUCAUCGAUUAAGGGGUGGCCACAAAGUAGGAGCUCCAAAUAAUGUGACACGAUCUCUUCCUGACCAAACUAACCUUUCUCAGCAAACGGGUAAUUUGGCCGGACCACAGUCACAGUAUGGUGCCUCUAUGCAGCCACCCCCUCAGUCUGGGCCAACUAUGGAUGCAAGGCAGGUUGGGCAACAACAGCAACAGCAGACAGGAAACAACAAUUGGGCUUGGGGAGGUGGUAGUUCAGAUGGUGCAUGGAACUGGGGAGAUAGUGCAGCUUGGUCCUUGAAAAACACAAAUCAAACCACUAAUCAGCACCAACAGCUGAUUCAGCAGCAGCAGCAGCCUGUGCUGAGUCAGCAACUCCACCAACAGCCACCUCAGCAGUAUAAUCAGCAUCAUGCUUAUUCUCAUUUGCAACAUACUUCACAACAGCAGUUCCCUGAAGCAGUUCAAGAUGUCACAUAUAGUAAUCCGCAUGCAACUAGUACUACUAGUACAACAUUUCAUCAGGGCCAUGUUCCUACUAAUAUUCCACUGCAGCCUCAGUUCCAGCAGUAUGUAAAUGGUGACAGUCAAAAUGGCCAGGGGACUGAUGAGUGGGGUGCAGAUAAUUGGGGUGAUGACUGGGGCAAUACAGAAUCCUACAAUAAUAAUAAUAAUAAUAUACCAGCUAAUUAUGUAAAAGAAGAAAAUCGGCAAAAACAACACCAGGACUACCACAGUUACCCUCACCAAGAAGAAGAAGAAAAGGAACAGCAACAGGUGCAUCAUGGUUAUCAACAACAACAAGAACACCAACACCAAGAGUACCAUCAUCAACAACAAUAUUUUCAACCUCAUCAACAAGAGCAUGAGCAUCAGCAACAAUCACCACCAGAUGCUUGCCAACAGCAAAUAGAAAUUCGGUAUGAGCACCAUCCGCAGCAGGAGCUCCAACAACAACAUAAUACUCAGCAUCACCAACACAUGCAUCCUCAGGAAUACAACCAAUCACUGCAGCAGUCUUCUGAGAAAACCCAGCAGUCUACUGAGGAUGAUUGGGGUUGGGGUAAUGAUGAUUGGCAAGUAAAUGGACAGACAUCUGAACGGCAUCAGGAAAACAUUCAUCAGUUAACCUCUCAGAAACCUGCUGACUCUCAACAGAACCUUCAGCUUACACACAGUAGUGAUGAACUGGCUCUUCCUGGAGAAGCAGAAUCAGGUAACCAUUCGCAGAAAAGUGUAUUGCCUCAGCGGACGGUGAGUAGAGAUUCGCCUGGUGAUGGAUGGCCGGACUGGGAAGCAGAGCAACUUCAGGUACCAGAAGUGGUUUCAAAAUUAGUGCAACAAAACCAAGUAUCAGAAGAAAAGACAACAGAUGAUUCAGCUGAAAAAAAUUCAACUUCAUUACAAAUUGAUGAGAAACAAGGGGCACAGUCCCAGCAGCUGCAGCAAUGGGAUGAUGGCUUAGGACACAAUGAAUUCAGUAAAUGUGUGGAAGAUGUGUGUGCUCCAGUGUCAGAUGGUUAUACAGCAUUACAAGAUAGUGGUACACUUCCUGCCAGUGUAUCAAGGAGUAAUUCUCUAUCACCAAAUAAUACUGGAUUGCACAAUAUUAAUAACGACUCCUGGGGACAGAAAUCUAAUGGGACAAGUAUUGUACAGGAUAUUACAGGUGAUUAUGUUGGAAAUGAGGAACACCAAUUGCAUUUUUCUGAAAAACAGAAUGUCCUCAUGCAACAAACUCAGGUGCCAAGUAAUAAUACCACUGUUAGCAAUGCCCCAUUUUCUCCCUCAGAAAGUUGUAAAAGUCAAUCAGAUGUGAUGGAAACUGCUGUAUUAGAUGAACCUCCAACACCUGUCAUGCUAAAUAACUUGGAUGAUAGAUGGGGUGAUGGAUGGGGGGAGAGAGAGACACCUCAAAACCCAGAAGCAGUUGAUAAAGUUGAUGAGCAAAAUGUACAGAAAUCUGAAGAUUAUCCUGAUUCUGAGCAAGUGCAGUUACAUAAAGGAACUCUGCAGUUUGCUGAAUUUCAGUUGUCAGACAAUAAGAUUGACACAUCUGUUACUCCUGUACUUUGCAAUUCUGAGCUGUAUCCUCAGGAUAUUAACAAACACCAACCACGUGAAUUUCAAGCUGGUGAAAAUAAACCCAGUGAACAGCAAGAAUUUAUUGAUGAUGAAUAUAGUAGUAGAGAUAUGACUAAAUCAGAAGGAUGGGAUGGUGAAUGGGAUCAAGAAUUUGUAAUUACUAAAUCAAUGGAAAGUACACAACAAGCAACUGUGACAGAAUCUUGUAUUCACGAAAUCCCAAAAUACAAUGUAGAAAUUGCAUCAAAAACUCUUGAUACUUUAACUCUCUUAGACAAUCCAGAGGAUGUAAAGGAAUCCCAUGGAUAUCCUGAGGAGUCUUUUGCACUUAAAUAUCCUGCACAGAUGUCUCAACAUCACCACUUAUCCCAUCAAGCACAAGAGUCCCAACUUUGUUCCACGUCGGAAGAAAUUUCCAUACUUGAUUCAAAAUCUCAGUUUCAACCAAGAGCUGAGGCAUCAUCUCAGAAUUAUCAACUGGGUCAUGAAUCAUUUGGUGAUUUGCAAACAGCUCAAGAAUCUUGUAACCAGAUUGAGUCAGCAGCCCAGCAAGGAACACAGUUUCAUUAUAACUCUCAUCAAAGAUCAGAAGAGCUUGUACAUCAGUAUGAGCCACAAAAUUGCCAAUUAAAGCAAAUUUAUGAACCUCAAACAACCUAUACUUCAGAACCUGAAUCAAGACCUUUACUCCUAAGUGAACCUAAACAGUCAUAUCAAGAUAGCCAGUUUCAACCAUCAACCACAGAUCAACCUCUCAACCAGUGUGAAGCCCAUUUGCCUACUGAGAGCAGCCGUAGUUAUCAACAGUAUCAAGAGGUGAACCGAGAGAUUAUGCCAGCACCUCCAGUGCCUGAUCCUAUUUUCUCAAGAAUUCCUGAUGGAGCAUCAUCCAUUCCUGAAGCACCCACUGGUAUUGCAGGUGUAGCAGAGGAUGGAAGCAAUCAGGUAUUAGAGGAUGUUCAUCAGCCUUUAGUAAAGAAUACUAGCCAGGAGGUAUCUGAACGACCAUCCUCCUCUCAUUCUGUUAGCUCUCCCUCUCAUCCUGUCCGUCCUUCAUCUUCACACACUUUACCAGAUCGUCCGGCCUCCAACCAGUCUGCUCACUCAGUGCAUUCCACUCAUUCUGCUUGGUCAUCUCAGUCAGCACACUCGACACACUCAGUUUUAAGUCAAAACCAAGAAGUUCCUUUAGAUGAAAACUCUAAAGUGCAUGUACAUCAAUCACCUAUUAACCUAGCCACUCAAGGGAAAGAGAGUGCUAUUGAAGUGCCUACAAAUACAGCCUCAUCUGUGGAUGGUGAUACAGACCCAACAGUCCUUCCUGCUAAUAAUCCUGAAGGUCCACCACCAGUGUCUGGACCUCUUGGUGUAGUGCCAAGUUUAAGAGCCAGGAAGGGUAGUCCUUUCCAACCACCCACAACUAAGCUUUCUUCACCUGGCUCUUUCUCGGUGCAGACAUAUCAACCAGAGGUUUUUUCUCCACCCCAGACUGCUACUAGUAAUAUAUCCUCUGUGCCUCUUCCAGUCUGUCCUGAUGUGGGUGCUAAUCUUGAAACCCCUCCCGAUAAUAAUGAGCAACCUUCUGCUCCACAAAAAUCUGGAGUACCUCUGUGGUCCAGCUCAGAAAAUGUUUCAGUGGGUGUUAAGCUAGUUGUUGCUGCCCCUAUGAUAGACACUCUAGCUCCAGUCCAACCUCCUCUCUCAUCUAACGCCAUUCCUUUAGUAGUUCCCACCAUGAUUAAGGAGGAAAAGACUGAAACGGACUCGUGUAUAAACAAUCAGCAAGCUACUAUUGUUAAUCCAGAACCUCCUGCUGCUCACAGUGCUAAUUCACAAGCUUUAGUAGUAAAGCCAAAAAUUCAGUCCCUUUCUAGCAUGCCUGUUAAUCCUACUUCUCCAGCUGUUUUAGACCUGUCGAGGUCAUCCAGAUCCAAAGUUGAAUCCAGAGGUGAUGGAUCACAAGAUAUAACUAACACACCAAACUUCAGUCGUAUGGUUCCAGGGGAAUCCAGCAAAGGUGAAUCCACUUCUGUAUCUACUUACCAAGCUCCCUCUGUUGUUCCAUCAAUGCCAUCAGAAAGGGUAGUAACAGGGAAUGAUAAUCCACAACCAGUGCUUCCAGUACGAAUUAAACAGGAACCAUCAGAAAUCAGGUCCCCACCUGAUGGCCCAUAUACCAGUGACUUAUCCAGUCAGGGGGCUUCUGUAGUGCCACCUGUUCGAAGUGAGACUAUUGGUUCAGAGGAACCCACUUCACGUAACUUUGCAUCGGCAAAUUCAGGGAGCCGUUCUGACUUGGCCAGUGAUCACAGAGUUGAAAGAAGUGGACGCUGGGAAAGAGACCACUCACGUGAUGGGGAGAGUAGGAGCAGCGAUCGGUAUCAUGACAGGAGCCGUGAGCACAGCCGAGACUAUUAUAGAGAUAGAGAUGAUUCUCCACACAGCAGGCAUUCUUAUGAUCGUGAUUAUGAUAGGAAGUAUGUUGACGACAGGAGACGCUGGAGAAGAGAGAGUGAUGAUGAAGAAGAUGGUGAUAGACGAUACUAUGAAUCUCGAGAUAGGCGCGAACGAGCAUAUAGGGAUGAAUUAGAUCGUUAUAGUGACCGACCCAUAAAAGAAGAUAAAGAUAGAUUGCAUUCAAGAGACAAACGUCGAAACUACGGUGACAGAUCAAAAGAGUAUUAUCGGAGCUAUGAUGAAGACCCUUACUAUGGCAGAGGAGACAGGUCCCAACCAGUAUCACGGUCUAGUAGUAUCAACAACCUAGACAAUGACGGUGAACGGUCCGUUCACUCCCAUCGAUCUCGUCACGACUGUUACGACCGACACGACCGUCGGGACUCCCACUCAAGGGACUCAGAUCCUAGGGACAGGGAUGUCCCUUAUACCAGAGAUGGUAGAGAAAGAGACUUCCUUCAACGGGGAUGGGAACCUAGAGAAUCCCGAGAUCGGCGAGAUCCUCGCUACUAUAAUCAGAGGGGCGGUUAUCAAGAGGCAUAUGGUUCAAGAGAGAUGUAUGACCAAUAUCAAUAUUAUUAUCAUUAUUAUCGAGAUCAUCCAUACUAUAAAGAGUAUUAUAGACAAUGGAUGAAGCAGUAUGGCCAGGCUUACCCAUCUGAGUCCUUUUAUGAUGACCGCACCAGCAUCCACUCAGGUCGUUCCUCUGUAAAUGAUGAACUGAAGAAGUCAGUCAGCAGUCCACGUGCAGCCUAUGAUCCUUAUGGAUACUAUUACGGCCACAUGAGUCAGCCCCCGUAUAACUCAAGCCAAUUCACCCAAGAUUUCCAUGGAAGGUCUUCUGUGGGGGCUUAUGAGCCCUCUUUCAUAUACCCUGAAGGGUCCUUCUCCCAGCUGAAGUCCUAUGCCAGUGGUGAAUUAAGUGGAGUCCCAUCAGUGGCAGAUGAUACCACAAGUGAAGCUCCCCAGCGUAUGACUCCAGUCCAGUUUGGCAGACCACACAUAAAUGCCCAAUUCACCUUUGGUGGUCAGCUGGCCUUGGUGCUGCCAAAAGACCCAAGGGAUGGAGAAAAGGCCUUAGUACAAUUGCGUGAUGUGCAGAAGAUGCUGUGCAUGGACCCUGGAAUGAACAGAACUAUUCAGCAGAUGAAAAACUAUCCAGGACCACUUACAUUAUCAGAUACUCACAAGGAUGUGGUGGUCAAGUACUGUGAGCAACAGGUUGCUGAGGCUGCUAGAAACCUAAGCUUACCAGAUAAGGAAUCAGUUAUGCUCACUUGGGAGUAUCUAGCUUUGUUGGUUAAACAGAACGGUAAACUUUAUGGUAGUGAUGUAGCGGGACUGUUACUGAAGGGCCGGGAAGUAACUGCUCAGCCACAACACAAUAAUACACAUGUGCAACCAGAGAAUCUGGCCCCAGAGAAUCUGGCCUCUGAGGCAGGUCCACAGGACGAAGGUACAGAUGUGCAGUCUCAAGCUGUGAUCUCAACACCAGAGAGAGAUGAAGCAUUACUGGUCAAAAAAUUCACGGAGUACCUGUGUCUGGGCCGAAAACGAGAAGCUGUGGACUAUGCUGUGCAAGAAGGAUUAUGGGGUCAUGCUCUUGCCCUGUCGUACAAGAUGGACACUACCACCCACACCCGUGUGUUAGCUGCGUUCUCUAGCUCCAUCCCAUCUACCGAUGUUUUGUUAACACUCUUUCAACAGUUAUCAGGAAAGAGGCCAGAAAUCACCAAGACUUACACUCCACUUCAAUGGGGUGAUUGGCGGCAACAUCUGGCAGUAAUGAUCUCCAACCCAACGGGACAUACACAACGAGAUCGGGCAUCCAUAGUAACCCUAGGGGACACUCUGGCCACUCAAGGACAGCUUUAUGCUGCCCAUUUUUGUUACCUUAUGGCUGAAGUUGAAUGGGGUUCAUACUCUAGUAAGGACUCUAAACUUGUCCUCAUAGGAGCUUCUCAUCAACUUCCUUUCCAGGCCUUUGCUACUAAUGAAGCCAUACAGUGCACUGAAGUGUACGAGUUUGCUCGAUCCCUUGACAGCAGCAACCCGUUACUGGAAACAUUCCAGCCAUACAAACUUGUUUAUGCACUUAGGUUGACAGAGUAUGGCUUUCCAACUGAAGCUCUAAGAUACUGUGAGGUGAUCAGUCAGUUGGUAAGCAAAACUCCAGCAUCACAUCAGACAGACUUCCUUUCCCAGGUGUAUGACCUGGCCUCCCGUCUCAAGUAUCAUGAUCUUCACUAUCAGAUGUGUCAGGGAGAAGUAUCAGAAAUGCCAGAUCCACAAUGGCUUACUAAUCUUAAAAGUGUUAUCAAUUUAUCAAAAGCACAUAUAUCUCAAACAGCAACAGAGCAAGAUAACCCUCAAACUCUUCAAGACCAUCAGGUGGUUCAGGAUUCUGGUCUUCAAUUAGCCGAUACAACUGACCAUAAUCAGCAAGUACCAUAUUCAUCUUCUGGAGUGUACCCAUCAUCUUUUACUAAUUCAGAUAAAUCCUAUCAUCACAAUAUAGAUAAUACCAGUGGAAAUUCGUACUCACAAGAGCAAGACAUAGGACGAGAUGCCUUUGUUGGACAAGCUCCCCCUGCUAAUGCAGUGGAUGGCGUGCAUCAAAACAUGUAUGCUUCAAAUCACCUAUUAGAUUCUCAGUCACCAGUAGAACGAGUAGAUGCUCAGUUACCUAGUGAAGCUGGACAACCAAGUGAUAUGGUGAAUCCUUCCAAGGAGAAUGCAUCACUUGGUGAAGUUUCUAUGAUGCAACCUCCUCCUCAGGAUCAGAUGCAGUACAUGUACAGUGGUGGAUACUUGUCAGGAUACCCUGAACAGGAACCUAUUGCUUCACUGUACAUGCAGAGAAGUUCCUUAGAAGUGACACAUGGCAGCCUUCCACCAUCUUCUGAUGUGAGUGGAGAACAAAGGCCUGGUAGUGUUACAUUGUCACAACCCAGUAGCUUGAGUAACUACCAGUCAUAUCAAACUUGGGAGCAGCAUCAACAAGUAAACACUGAUGCACCAGGACAUAUGCCACCUAGAUCACCAGAACCUACAGAGUCGGAGCUUAGUGCUCACUCUCAGAGAACCCCAGAGGAAGAGGCAUAUUGGGCAGAAAUGAGUGGGAAAAAGGAUGAGGAAUGUGAUGAAUUUGGAGGGGACGUGUAUGAGUAUGAAGAUGGUGAGGAAAUAGGGUCUGGAGAGCCAGACUUUGAGGCCAGCUUCCAGUUGCGCUACCGUCACCAAGCCUCUCUCGUGAGCAUCGGGGACACUGCCGACAUCACAAGUACCGUCCCCUCAUCUCCACCAUCGCCGUUAUCGUCGCCUUCACCACAACCAUCACAUUCACCUGCAUCAAAUGAGUGUGAAAAGCCUUUGGUCAAAGGAUUUCUUCCUCUGGCAUGUCCUAUGGGACCAGCUGCUUCCACUCCUCUGUUUCAGCCACCUACUCAUCCAUCAUCACAAAUGUCAAGUCCACCUCCUCCACUACUGGGCCCUAACAGUCACAUGACUCAGAGCAUGAACAGUGCAACAGAUACCUCAAGUAAAGAUAAGUCAGUUGAGGGCAAGGUAAUGGACAAAGAUUUGGACAAGUCUCAGGAUAAAAGUGGGGGAUGGUCCAUCACUUCUUUAUUUGGCUGGAAGAAAUCUAAACAGGCAGUGCUUCCAGAUGAUAAGAACCCCACUAUUAUUUGGGAUGAAGAGAAGAAAAAAUGGGUGAACCAGGAUGGAGAUGAAGAAGUGACUUCUCCUCCUCCACCACCUCCUAAAAGUGUUCUUGGUGGUCCUGGUACUUCACCUCAUAUGAUGACAAGAGGUGGACCUAGAAAAUCACGUUACGUUAAUACUGAGAAAGAUGCCCAGGGGAUGGCAGGAGGAAUGCCUUCAAAUCUUCCGAAUCCUAUGCUGCUCCCUGUGCCAGGAGCACCCAUGAACAUUAAUAGUCCUUCUGCUUCCCAACCAUUGAUGGUUCCAGCACCAUUGCCACCCCCUAAGGAAGACAGAGAUGCCACUGGAAGUAUCCCACAACCACCACAUAAUGUUGGAUAUCAAGAACAUCAUCAGUUACCAUUACCACAAACUUCUCCAGGUCCUGCCCCAUUACCAGAGAUUGUCCAGAUGAGGAGAUCGCGAUAUAUUUCUGAAAGCUCCAUUGAGUUUGAGGAUGACUUGCCAGCAGCCAUUACUGAGGGGACAUUGAGUGAAGGCACUGAAGGGAAUGGGUCAGUGCCUAUGAUGGGCCAGCCAAUUGGUCAACCACAAUUCUUUAACCCUACACAGUUUAAGACAUCUACUAAUGCCAACCCCAGCCAAACUAGGAGACCUGGGCCUGGGAGGCGAUCACUUCCUGCAAGACGAUAGUAUCUGAAACCAUAAUUUUUAUGUGAUUCAUAGUUUUUAUAUUAGGUUUACAUUAGCAAAAUUUCAUGAAGCAUUUAAUUCUGUACCUCAGUGCAAUAAAAGCCCAUGUCAGUUUUCAAAUAUUUUAGGUGACCACAUUAAGUUUAAUAUUUGGCAGUGUUGUAGUACCAAUAUUAUAUCAGCAAUAGUUGUAUUUUGGAAGUUUAUCCUCUGACUAUUUCAAGAACUAUUAAAUUAGUAAUUAAGGUUGUGGAUAAAUAUAGUAAUCAUGGAGUACUGUACGCAGAUUUUCUCAUAAUUCGACCAAUACACAGAAAUUAUUAGGUAUUCAUCUGUUCAGCAUCAUUAUUGACCAUGAAACAAAAUCUGUCUCCAGGAAACUUAAAUUUUUAACAUAGUCUAUUGUUGCACUGAGGUCUUAAGUGAAUGACUGUAAAUUUAAAAAAAUAUAUAUAUAUAUUUAAAAUGCAAAAAUUAAUAUGGUAUCAAACAAUUAUGUCCUAUUACAGCACUGCUAUGUUUGAAUAAGACCAGCUUUGUUAUGCCGAAGUGGUGAGAAAAUAAGAUCCAGCACCAUUGCCAGAUCUUUCUUUCGUCUUUCUUUUUUUUUUUUUUUUUUACUACUACUUGACCUUAUUACUCUGAUAUGUGAUACUGUUAAGGACCAGAGGCAAGCUUAUGUCCAGAUGGUUGUGGUGGUGUCAUGGUUCACUAUAAAGCUUAUUGUAUUAUAUUGUAGUGAAUGUAUCCGUUCAUUUUAUCCCUGCUGGCCCCUGGACAGUAUUUUAUUGUAAAUUGUGUUUGUUGCAUAUCAUAAGCAUCACUGUCCUAUUUCUUUGUUUUAGUAGAUUGUUUUCACUGAUAUGGUCGUAUGUAUUCACCACAUUGAGCAGGUAAAGUGCAAUGAUAUCUAUUACCCAAGUACAUUUUGUUAAAGAUAUAUGAAUAUUAGUGUUCUUUUUGUGCUGUUCAAAUUGUCCCAGCUUUCAUUUGUGCAGGUAUAUAUAUAUCAAAGUUAAAUUCAAAAUUUUUAUGCAAUAUCUAUGUAUUGAAUGAAUAUAUUGUAUAGCUAUUCACUAUUCAGUGCUUGUUGCAGUUUCAAGUCUUUCAGACAUGAUUGAUACCUGACUGCUCAUACAUGUUCCAGUGUGAAAUUUUUUUAAGUAAAUGGAGAUAUCAGAGGUGUUGAUAGUGGCUGGGAGUCAUGGUGCCAACAAGUCAAUCCCCUACAUUUAUACCUCAAUCAGCUCUAUGUAUUUGAUUGAAAUUGUCACAAAGAAUACCUAGUUCUGUGCAUGCAUGAUUGAUUAAGAAUACCCUUCAUCCUUGCAAUAUAAAAUAUUUGGAAAUUUCUUGAGGUAAAUGAGUGGUGGGUUACUAAGGAAUGAUGUACAGUGGAUGAUUGUGUUCAUUGAAAUUUGAACAGAAGGCUACUGCAGUUUUUUGGAAUUUCCUUCUAAUAAUCUCUUUGACAAUGUUAAUAGAUACUGGUUAAUUAAUGAUAAAUAUAUGUAUGAAUGUAGCAGGUGAUUGACCGUUAAAAGGAGAAAAUACUUGAGGGAAAAAGUGUAUACUUAUUUAAAAGGUGUUUAUUCACAUAUUUUAUAGUAGUUGCAUGUUAUGAUAUAAAUUUUAUUGUAUUAGUUGAUUGUAUAUUGGUUAUAUAGCCUUAUUUUAUGGUGCAUUUCUAAUGGUUGUAGUUAGCUUAAUGAUUGAAAAACAUUUAAAUGACACUUCAAUUGUCUCAACUAUUGAUUCGAAGAUUUUGGUCUAAAUUUAACUUUAAGCAAUUGAUUCUGGUUAAUGUAAUUUGGAGUAAAGCUGGAAGAUAAUUUACCUUCAUCUGUAGGUGCUUUGUCUGCUAUGGUACUCAUUUAUUCCGUGGUUAUGAAGGGUUUGGUAGAAAUAUUUAUAUAUUUUAGUAGGGAAAUUUUUUUUAGUAGCACUUUCCUGUAGAAUUGCUCUGAAGUCUUUACUCAACUGAGAUAAAUCAUUUACUAAUUUGUUAGAUUGCUAACUUAAAGCAAAUUACUGGAAGAAUCGAUCUCCCUUGUGAUGGGCAGGAUUGAGGUGCCUGUUGUGUGGCCUCAGCACUGAAGCUUGGAUAGUUUAAACUUCCCUGUUGUAUAUUAGAAUAUUAUUUAGCUCUAUUUUAUUCCUUUUUUGUUAGUAUAUAAGUCCCAGCAACUUAUUUUGAAAGUGAUGAAAAAUAUAAUGGUAUGGGUAUAUUUAAAAUAUUUUAUGUACAUAUUGGUAUAUUAAUAAAGUAUAUGUUCCCCCCUC